UGCAGAUCAUCAUUUAAGAGUGAUCCGACCCAAAAUUGUCAACGAGUGCGAAUUCAGCAGCCAACCGGAGUAUAGCGAAAUAGAGGAUAAUGUAAAAAGACUUUGAUUACCAAGAAGAAGAAUCAAGAUGUCACUUAAAACACUGAAUAUAUCCUCGGCAGGGCCACAGGCCAUCGCCGAGGAGCUCAAAUUUGGCACAGCGGAUUAUGUGGUUUUCACUGUAAUGUUGUGUGCAUCCGCGUUCAUUGGAGUUUACUUUGGUUUCUUCGCCAAGGCAAAAAACACCACGGAGGAAUAUUUGCGAGGUGGCAAGAAGAUGCAGACGUUACCUAUAGCUAUAUCACUGGUGGCCAGUCAACUAUCUGGAAUUGCCAUCAUGUCCGUUCCGGCCGAAACAUAUUCCUUUGGCAUCAACUAUAUCUUUAUGGUCAUCUCGAUGAUUGCAGCUGUGCCCAUUUUAAUAUAUGUUAUUGUACCCGUGUUUUAUGAGAACAACGUUUCCAAUUGUUACGAGUAUCUGGAAGCACGCUUCAGCAAACUCACAAGACAAUUGAUUACGGGCACAUUCAUAAUGAACGCCUGCCUCAUGUUGCCCGUGUUUAUGUUUGUACCCUCUCUGGCUUUUUCACAGGUGACUGGCAUGAAUAUUCAUCAGAUUAAUGUGAUUGUCUCAUCGAUCUGCGUCUUCUACACAAUGCUGGGUGGCAUCAAAGCGGUUGUCUGGACGGAUGUGGUGCAGGGCUGCAUUAUGUUGCUCUCAGUGGUGUUGGUCGGCGUAUUGGGCGUGAUUCAGACAGGCGGCUUGGAUUCUGUCAUCGAGAAUGCUAGCCAAGGUGGACGUUUGAGUCUAGACUUUAGAUUGGAUCCACGCAUAAGGGCAACAGUUUGGAAUACUUUCUGGGGAGGUCUCUUCAUGUGGACGGGUCAUGUUGGUCUGAACCAGAGCUGUGUGCAACGCAUUGUCUCGCUGCCCUCUUUUGGCCAAGCUAAAAGAGCUCUUAUCAUUGCUGGUAUUGGAAUUGUUAUUAUCAUGGGCGUUAACAGUUUCAUAGGCAUUAUAAUGUUUGCUCGAUAUUACGGAUGUGAUCCAAUUUUGGCAGGUAUGGUCAGCAAGCCAGACAAAAUGAUGCCCUUUUUUGUGCAGGACUUAAUGGGUAAUAUGAUUGGCAUGCCGGGACUAUUCAUAUCGUGUGUCUUUAGCGCCGCUCUCAGCACACUCUCCGCCAAUCUUAACUCGUUGGCGGGUGUCAUCUACUUUGACUACAUUAGACCCUUCAUUCGACACACGGAGGCACGUGCCAAUGCCACCAUGAAAUUGCUCAUCAUCGGCAUGGGAAUUUACUGCAUUGUUGGUGGAUUUGCUGUUCAGAACUUCAGUUCCAUUAUACAGACUGUGAUUACAAUAACCGGAAUCAAUACGGGAGCCGUUGUUGCCGUGUUCUUUCUGGGAAUGCUCUAUCCCCGUGCAAAUAGCAAAGUCGCUGUAUCAAGCUUGAUAUUCAGUGUGAUAUUCAUGUUCUGCUUCAUUGUGAAGGGACAAAUCAAAUUCAAAGAGGGUGUCGUCAAAUACGAUGGCUUACCGAAUUCGCUGGAUCAUUGUGAGGCACCUCAAUUUCAAGUGAUUUUCAACGCACUUCAGUUCAAUAGAACAACUCCAGUAACUCAGGCACCGCCACCCGAUAUUCCUCCCUUGGUCACAGGUGCCUUUGAAAGUAAUCGGGAGUUCUCGAUAUUUGAAAUAUCAUUUUUAUGGUACAAAAUAUUGGGUAUUUUCGCGACGAUCCUGUGGGCAAUACCAAUGAGCUAUAUCUUUAAGUCGGAUCAGAAGGAAUUCCUAGAUCCUAAGCUUUUCACACCAUUUAUUCGAAGAUUUCUGCCUUCAAAUCAAGUGACGGAAUUGGAAGAGAUACCACUGAAGGGGGAAAAUUCCAAAAAUGAUCUGGAGCUGAAUAUUGAUACAACGAAAUUCAAUAGUAACAGCAAUUGAUUAUUAAAGUAUCCGAUUAUAUUAUUUGCCA
Molecule: messenger RNA, 2018 nt
Organism: Drosophila innubila
Lineage: Eukaryota; Metazoa; Arthropoda; Insecta; Diptera; Drosophilidae
Product: sodium-coupled monocarboxylate transporter 2-like
Exons: 8
Coding region: 128-1987 (619 amino acids)
Biological process (GO): sodium ion transport; transmembrane transport
Cellular component (GO): membrane
Molecular function (GO): symporter activity
Source: RefSeq, a predicted model, not a curated record